This is a messenger RNA of Leptosia nina, 459 nucleotides long. Lineage: Eukaryota; Metazoa; Arthropoda; Insecta; Lepidoptera; Pieridae. The record is from the annotation of a GenBank genome assembly.
AUGUUAAAAUCAGCUUCUGGCACUUUGGUGAAUGUUCUUAAACGAUCUUUGGUGCCCGCCACCAAUGUAUGUGCUGUAAUUCCUGCUAGAAGAGCGCACGGAGGCCCUGUGGAAUCGGACGAAGAUUUCGACAGAAGAUAUGAAGCUUACUUCAACCGAAAAGAUAUUGAUGGUUGGGAAAUCCGCAAGGGCAUGAAUGACCUCUGCGGUAUGGACCUGGUGCCUGACCCUAAAAUCAUUAUUGCAGCCAUGCAUGCUUGCAGGCGGGUAAAUGACUACGCCUUGGCUGUUAGGUUUAUUGAGGCCUGCAAAGACAAGUGUGGUACCAAAGUAGCCGAGAUCUACCCCUACAUAAUUCAGGAAAUUAAGCCAACUCUCUCAGAGCUUGGCAUUGAAACUCCAGAGGAACUAGGCUAUGACAAGCCAGAGUUAGCUUUAGAAAGUGUGUAUGAGAUGUAA